Molecule: messenger RNA, 4665 nt
Organism: Trichechus manatus latirostris (Florida manatee)
Lineage: Eukaryota; Metazoa; Chordata; Mammalia; Sirenia; Trichechidae
Gene: ERICH3
Product: glutamate rich 3
Exons: 13
Source: RefSeq, a predicted model, not a curated record
AUGGCUGUUAAGGAGAAAAGAGACAGAUUACUUGCAGCAUAUAAUAGCCUUACAGAUAAACACUUGGCUGGAUAUUUUAACAAUACAAGGAUAAGGCAGCAUCUCUUAAGAUCAGGACUGAUCACAAGAAGUGGAAGAAUACUUUCUGAAAAAGAAUACAAACUAAAUAUCAUGAAACGAGAUCACCAAAAAUAUAUCCGAGAAUGCUUGGCUCAGGCUAUUUUUCAUAAAGUUCUCGAUAUGGAGCGUUAUCAUCAGCUUGAAAUAAAAAAGAAACUGGAGACCUUAGCUAGGAAGGAGCGAGUUCAGAGAUUUAAGGGGGAGCCCACCAGAUGGUCUAUAGAAAAUAACAUGCCAUUCCUGUCUCCCCGCCCACCAGUUGGCCAGAAGAGUAACCUAGGACAUAGUGUUCUGGUUGAUGAAGGACAUCCCAGUCCGUUAACACUGACAGCCUCCCGACCAUAUACUGCCCCAGGAAAUAUGCAGCCUCCAAUUCGAUUGCAGCCUCUUUCCAGUAAUCCUUCAAUAGGAACUGUUCCAAAGAUAACCUCGGGGCCAAGAUCAAAAACCUCAUUGCUGGAAAACGGAGCUCCAUUUCCUAUUGGGGGCAAGAAGGCAGUGAUGAAGUUCAGAAGCUCCAUGGAAAAUUCACAGGGAACAAAUCUAUAUCAACUUCCGAAUAUUAACAAUUACAUGAUGCCUAUUCGUCCUCCACCUCCUCCCCCAGAUGGAAAAUUCACAAGGGAGAAUAGAGCUGAAACAUGGAGAAGGAGAAGAUUUCGUCCAACCACUGCUCCAGAUGGCUUAGAACCUCUCUUUACCAGGGAUUCAAGAAGAAUUCAUAAAACAUCACUGCAUAGCAAUGCAGCUAUUACAAUGAUCUAUUUGGGAAAAAGUGUGCACCUCUCUUAUGAUGACUCAGACUUCCGGGAUGAAAUAAAAGUCUAUCAACAGCACUGUGGUGGGGAAAACCUUUGUGUCUACAAAGGCAAACUACUUGAAAAAGAGACCUUUCAAUUUAUUUCCAAAAGGCACCAUGGUUUCCCCUUCAGUCUCACCUUUUUCCUGAAUGGAAUACAGGUGAACAGAUUAAGCUCCUGCUGUGAAUAUAAGCAUCGGAAAGGUUCCAGACUUGGAGGCAAACGUGGCUACUUUGGGUUUGUGUGUGUUGAGAGAUCAUCUCCCUGCUACAAGUGCAUUAUUGCCAUGGGGCUUGACAAAAAAACAUCUUCAUCAAAAACUAGGAAAGAAAAUGCUGAGAAAAGAGAGGAAUUGAAGGGUAAGGAGAAGCUGAGGAAGGAUAAAGAGUACAUGAUACCAAGAAGGAACACGAUCGAGGGGAACAAAAUCUCGGCCUCAGCCAUUUUUUCAGCUCAAGAAGAAGAAACGGGGGUCAGAGAAGUGAGAACUGCUAUGGAAGAAAUGGAAAGUAAAGGAAAACCAGGACAAAACGUUUGGGAAGAUGACCAGGAAAAUACAUUCAAAUAUGAAUAUGAAGAAGAUUUUGAAGUAGAUGAGGAGAAACAAGAUGAGAAAGCUAAUGAAGAAGGACAGGCUGAUGAUCAAAUGAAUGGAAUGACAAAGUCAUCCUCAGAUGAUGAAAAAGAUAAUUUAGACCCUGAAAAGGAGAGUAAAACCUCAUCACAGAAGGCACCAGAUGCAGAUGACAAUGUGAAAGAUGAAAGCGAUGGAUGCUCCUACAGUGAAUUGGAAGAGGAAAAACAAGACAGAAAAACUGCUUCAUCAACCUCAUCCAGAAGUCACCCAAGUUCUAGCUGCAGUGAAGAUGAAUCUUCAGUGGAGGACAGGGAUGCACACAGUGAAAACAGUCCAGAAGAGAGUGCCAGAAGCUCAUCUUCUCGGGAGCUGAGUGAAAAUGAUGAGCCAGGAAAAUCUCAUCUUCCAGUUGAGGAUUCCCUAGACGUUGAAACUGAAGACGAAAAACUAAUAAAAGCAGAUGUGGAGACAAAGCCAGUGCUAGUAGAAGAAAGCUCUGAGAAUGUUCUUAAAGAAGAAAUGGAGAAAGGGGCCCGACUGAUUGCAGAGGGCAUAUCUACGAAGUCCAGGGAGCAUGUUUCCAAGGAAGAAAAGGAAAAGGAUAAGAGUAAGCUUUGGGAAGGAAGCAUUGCUAAGGCAGAGGAUGAAAAGGCAGGUGCCCCUGGGGUAGACAAAGAAGGUGGUAAGUACAGCCAUUGAAUUGAACCACCAUUGUCCUUGCGCAUGGAAGUUGAUUUGCUCAUUGCAUUCUGCCAAAGCUUGGGGUCACCAAAUGGGAAUUUAGUGGUGGAGGAAAGAACAGUACUCACCUCAAACAAGGAAUCCAAGCAAGUUGCACCAGAAAUGUAUAUGCUGGAGAAGAAAGAAGCAAUUGAGGAAGAUGAAGUUCUCCAACCCAGGGAUGCUGACACAGUAGAGCAAGAAAGGGAGGCAACAUUGUGGGGGAAAGUAGGGGUUAAUGAGGUUCCCUUUGAGGAGAGGAAGACAACAGCAGUGCAGUCAGCAUUAGCAGAAGAACAGUUUAUUGUGGAAAGAGAGGUCCCUCAGGACACUGAGAGUGGGGCAGAGGCAGCAGCAGCAGCAGAAGGGGAUAGAAAUCUGGGUGAAGAAGAAGGGUUAAACCCCACAGGAAAAGAAGGAGCAAGCGACUCUGCAAAUCUGAAUGAGGAUGCAGCUCCUGCAGAGCAAGAUUUGAUGCAAACAGUGCUUGAGACAGAGGAGGCAGUUUCUGAAGGGGAAAAUGGUUCAGAGAAGUCAGCGCUUGGAAACAAAGCAGCAGAUCUGAACUUAGAGGGUAUUGAGGAGCUAGCAACCCUGAGAGAGGCAGCAACGCCACCAGAGAAGGGAGAGACUGAGAGAGGGGCUGCUGUGAGUGAGGCAGGGUCCGAGAAACCAGAUGAGGAAGGAAAUGAAGAGGAAGCAUCCACAGACCUAGAGAACAGAGGACCUGUGGAAGAAAUAGCAUCCAAGAGAGAGGAUGGUUCAGAAGAGGCAAUACUUGGGGGAGAGGAACUAGCCAAAGAGUGGAAGGAAGUUAUGGGAAUGGAAACACCUUUGAGCCCCUCAAUCUCUGAGAAGGCAGAGGUAAACCAGAUGGGUUGGGAGGACAACCCUGAAGAAGGAAGGAAGGAAGGGAAGGAAGAUGUGGAAGGGGAGAAGAUUGUGACUGAGGCAGAAUCUAAUAGGGGAGAUGAUAGGAAAGAAAUGUUAUCUGAGGAAUUAGGUGCAGCAAGAGAGAGGAAGAAAGCCGAGAGGCCAAAAACACAUCUGAGGGAAACUGAAUCUGAGGGAGAAGAGGUGAAAAGGGCAAAUUCACUUAAGCAUGAAGAUGAUUUAGAAGAAGGCAAAGAAUUUAAAGAGGGAGAAGGGGAAACCGUGAAAGAAAACAGAUAUGAGGAAGACACAAAAUCUCCUACAAAGGAAAUGGAAUCUGAUGCUAAGGAUGAAGCACUCAUGGAGGAAUCUGAAUCGACUAAAGAUGCAGGGCUGCAAAGAGAAGAUUCACUAAAAUCCAGAGGAGUUGCAAUGUUUGAAGAAGUACCCGGAUUUGAAAAGUCACUGGAAAACAUAACAAUUCUGAGGAAAGAAGGAGGAGGGGAAAGAAUAACAGAAGCCAGAGACACAGAGCACAAAGGCAGAGCAAAUCUGCUUCACGAGGAGAACGUGGCUCCUGCAGAGAAGGAUGAGGGGCCACAAUAUGAUGGAGACCAUGUGUUAGGAGCUCCUAAAAGUCAGCUGGCAGGAAAGGCACAGGCACUUGAGGUGACGGUCACAAGCACAGGUGAGGCUGAGGAGUGUGCAGACAGACAUCAAGAUUACCUUGCAGACCUGGCGGGGAGGGAAAAAGAAGGGCCUUUACAGGGCCGAGAAGGAGUGGGGGACAUGACCAUGACCCAAGGAGAUGUUCCUGAAGGAGACUCCAUGAUGGCAGAAAAGUUCAAUGAAGAAGCAAUGGGUGAAGACAUGGAGGAGGAGGAGAAAGAGUGCAGUCUGGGGACAGGAGUGAUGAAGAACAGGAACGCAGAGGAUGGCGGGAGCUUGAGAGAAGGAGCAGUUGUUGCUGAGGAAGACCUGAACCAAGGAGAAAUGGCAGAAAUGGUCACAGAGAAGAGGGAGGAGUUGACAGAAAUGGAGAGAGCUGAGGGGAAAACAGCAAAUAAAGCCUUCUCCUUUUCAGAUGUUGCUGGGGAGGAAACUUGGCACAAGGCAGAUGAAUUAGUAGGAAAAAUAGCUGAUGCAGAGAGGGUGGUGGUAGAGGAAAUAACGCUGAACAGAGAGAAGGUGCCAGUGGUGGAGGAGGUGACAAUAGCAUCAACACCAGAGGUUGGGCUGGGAGCUCUGCAAGAAGCUUCCGAUCUGGAAGGGGGAUGCCCACAGCUAGGAUGUGAUCAAGAGGGAGGGGAAGAGGAAGCCACUUUGAAAGCAGGAUCAGUGGAAGAGGAGGAAGGGACAGGGAGCAGUGAUGGGGGGCAGGAUUCAGGAGCAGCUGAAGUAUUCAGACUAAGAUUAUCACAGGAGAGAGAGUCAGAGAUGAGUAGAGAGAGUCCACAGGCUGUGGAAAAACUUCCUGAGAAGCCUGAUUUCACUGAAAUCCAAGGGAAGCAAGAGCAUAUGGUGCAAAGAGAAAGUGAGAAUGCAGAUGUUUCCCGGAAACACGUGAAGGCCUAA